Paramecium pentaurelia is the source of this 1517-nucleotide messenger RNA. Lineage: Eukaryota; Ciliophora; Oligohymenophorea; Peniculida; Parameciidae. The record is from the annotation of a GenBank genome assembly.
AUGAUUUACAGCUGCUAAGUCAUUCGAAAACACUUUCUGUUGAAUUAGACAUACAAGUUGUAGAUCUAGGAAGAGAAAUUAUUUAUUGGAUUAGAAGUACAAUCUUAAUUUUUAAUUUUUAAUAGGAUCGGCCAGCAAAGUAUGAGCUGGAAAUAAAUUUGCAAAAUAAAAUAAGUUGGAAAGUGAAUGAUCAAGGGAUUUUAUUAGCAUUUGGUCUAAAAUAUUAAAAUUCAUGCAAAUGGUUUUAUGGUUAACCUUCAGAUUUGUUACAAUUAAAAGCCAUACUAAAUAAUCGAAUAUUUUUUAAUAGCAUUUCUAACUUCUAUACAUCCAACGAAUAAAUAGGUUCUGGAGCCUCAUGCAAAGUUCUUUUAAUAACAGAUAUAUAAACCAAAAAAAAAUAUGCUGCUAAAUGCAUAAGCAAAGAUUAUAUUACAAAAAAAAAAACACCUGAUAGACUGAAUAGACUAUUUAAUGAAAUAAAUAUAUUAAGAUCAAUUCAAAAUCAUAAAAAUAUUGUUAAAUUGAUUAAUAUUUUUGAAGGAGAAUAAACAUAUUAUCUUGUUUUUGAAUAUUUAGAAGGUGAAACUUUGCACAAAUUUUUAAAAUUAUAAACUGAUCACAUUCCAGAUAUUUCAAUAAGGAUUAUAUUGCUGGUAAGUUUGAAUAUUAACUUACUAGUAACUAUUACAGGGUAUCAAUUCAUUUCAUUCUGAAAAUUAUAUCCAUAGAGACAUCAAAUUAGAAAAUAUUGUUUUUUGUAAACCAAAUGUCAUAAGUUCCCUUAAAUUAAUUGACUUUGGAUUAGCAAUUUCAAAUAUUUAACCUGUUUCAUUUGCUGUUUGUGGUACACCAGGUUAUAUAGCUCCUGAGAUUUUGUAAUAUGAUGAAAAUAAAUAAGGAUAAAAAUUUAGGUUUACUUCUAAAGUAGAUAUGUUUGGAAUUGGAGUUAUUCUCUAUAGAUUGUAUUAUUAUUUUAAUAAUCAUUUAGAAUGAAUAGAUAACCAUUAUUUGAAUCUGACAAAACUAAAGAUUUACUAUAAUAAAAUAAAAAAUGUCAUUUUAAUAAAGGAUAUCAUAAUUUUUAUACAAAUGCACUUAAUCAAGUCUUAAUAGGACUUUUAGAAGUUAAUCCAAAUAAACGUUUAUCAUCAGAUGAGGCUAUUUAAUUAUUAUCUUAAUAAUAAAUUUUGAAAGAAAUGGGAGGAUCAUUUGCCACUACUAAAAGUCAUUAAAAUGAUAUUGAUGAAUUUGAAGUUGAAUAAACUAUAGAUCAUGCAAAUCAACCUUAUCCAUUUUAAGCUAAAAUUUACAAAUAAGAAUUAGAAAAUAGUUAUCAUUAAAAUGAUGAUAAUAGAUUAAUCAAUUCAUUACAAAGAUCUUAUUUUCCUUCCUUUAGCUUGGCUUUAAGUUAAGACAUGUUUGAUAGUUCAACUUAAUAAAUCUCUAUGCGAAAUGCAUUAAUUGAAGAUGAGAUAAUUGAAUCAGAUAUACAUUAAAAAUAAAAGUAAAAGUGA